GAGAUCUCAACUUCCGGAAAGGAUUGUGUUUCGCAUAUAGAUAAAUAAUUCACCUUCCUGGUUUGAAGGCUACCUUGUCAGGAGGAAAUUGAAGUAUACCAUCUGAAGCAGAAUACAGAGAUUGUGAGUGGGUCAUCAGGCAGUCUCCCUAUGUCAGGCCGAAACGGGUCUGCAAGUGAUGCAGACUGCCGGAUCUCUGAGGACUGCCAUGUCCCAGAUGUUGAGUUGAUGGAGCUGGGGCCACUGCUGGAGGAAGGAGGGGGGCGCCAGGCAGCAGCUAAAGGCGUCCAUCCAGAGGGAGCUGCCAUGCUUGCUGAUGAGGAAGAGGAGGAUGAUGAGGUGGGAGAGGUCCUUACCUUACCACUUCAGGCUCACCACGCCAUGGAGAAGAUGGAAGAGUUUGUACACAAGGUUUGGGAGGGGCGCUGGAGGGUCAUCCCUUUUCAUGUCCUGCCAGAGUGGCUAAAGGACAACGAUUACCUCCUGCAUGGACAUCGACCCCCUAUGCCCUCCUUUCGAGCCUGUUUUGGAAGCAUCUUCAGAAUUCACACUGAGACAGGAAACAUCUGGACUCACCUGUUAGGGCUGAUCUUAUUCCUUUGUCUGGGCACGUUAACCAUGCUGCGGCCCAACAUGUAUUUUAUGGCCCCACUGCAAGAGAAAGUGGUGUUUGGGAUGUUCUUCCUGGGAGCUGUGCUCUGCCUCAGCUUCUCCUGGCUUUUCCAUACAGUCUACUGCCACUCUGAGAAAGUGUCUCGCACCUUCUCCAAACUUGACUACUCGGGCAUUGCCCUCCUGAUCAUGGGCUCUUUCGUGCCCUGGCUGUACUACUCGUUCUAUUGUUCCCCUCAGCCUCGACUUAUCUACCUCACCAUUGUAUGUGUCCUCGGCAUUGCCGCCAUCAUAGUGGCCCAGUGGGACCGCUUCUCCACACCUCGUCACAGGCCAACAAGAGCAGGUGUGUUCAUGGGUCUGGGACUAAGCGGCAUUGUCCCCACCAUGCACUUCACCAUCGAGGAGGGUUUUGUUAAGGCCACCACUGUCGGCCAGAUGGGUUGGUUCUACUUGAUGGGGGCGAUGUAUAUCACUGGUGCUGGUCUGUAUGCAGCUAGGAUCCCUGAACGCUAUUUCCCUGGCAAGUGUGACAUCUGGUUCCAUUCCCAUCAGAUUUUCCAUGUUCUGGUCGUGGCAGCAGCGUUCAUCCAUUUCUACGGUGUUUCCAACCUGCAGGAGUUUCGUUACGGCCUCGAGGGAGGAUGCACAGAUGACUCUCUACUCUGAGAGCCCUGACUGUGACUUACUCAUACUUUUCUUUAUAGCCCCACAAACAACACAAACGCACACACAAACACACACACACACGCACACAAACACACACACACACACACACACACACACACACACACACACACACACACACACACACACACACUUAAAAUGCUGCUGGAAUUCAAUAGUCACUUAUUGCUCCUUCUGUACUUCUGAUUUGCUCACAUUCUGUUUGGGUUCUGACGGUCUUUCUGCUUUGGCUCUUUUUUGCUCAAAUAAAGUAGCAUUGACUAGCCAAUGAGCUAUGGAGGGAAUCUUCAACGGUCACCACUUCUUCAAUAAGUAUGAAGCUUAAAGUAUGUGUUUCAAAGAAAGGUCAAAAUGGGACUUCAACCAAAAUCAUGUAUUCCUGUAACUGAUGUUCAUUUCUGAGAAGCUCACUAGUAGCCCAACUUCUCCAUAGUCUGUUACCAUUGCACAAAGGGUAUAGAGAGUUUUAUUUGUACUGUAGCAGAGAGCACAUACUAUAAACAAUUCCUUUUCUCCCUCCCAUUUUCCUUAGAGGUUAGAGGACGAAUGUACUGUCAGCCAGAAGCAUCUUGUAGAGCAGUCCAGGGCCAGUUAGGUGCUUGAGAGCCUGCACACAUUUGCUUGAGGAGGAUGAAAGUAUACACAUAUAGUGUGUAUGGAAUUCAUCAGAUUUUUUUUUUUUGAUUGACACUGAUUGUGCAGCUUUCCAUUAAAACCUGUAGAAAUCUGUACAAACCCACCCAUGUCCACUCUGCAAUAAAACAUGAACUGUACUCUCAAAGCCCAGUCAGUACUCUAAAAUCCCAUUGACACAAAAUAAAAUAAGAAAUGAAUAAAAGGAACGUAUAGUUUAGAUCCCAUAAAUAUGAUGUACAGACGUGUCACAGUAACACUAUGGGUAAUGGUAAUCAGAUCCUUGACCAAAAUGAAUCAAAGGGUUGGAUCUUUCUCGUUUUUUUUUGUUUUUUUUUUGUUUUUUUUAUUAUUUUAUACUGAAAUGCUUAGAAGUUCCUUUGCAUUGGAUGCAUUAUUUUAAUUGACAAAAGUCAAACAAAAAAAUUUCAAAUUGUUUAAUGGCACGGAAAAGCUGUAAAAGUUUUUUGCUCCUGUGGAAAAAUAAAUUAGCUCAGUUCAGGUUAGAUUAAGAUGAUUAAAAUGCUGAAGUGAAAAGAACUCACCUGCCAUCUUUUUUCAGUCAGACAACACAUGAUUUCUAGAGUAAUAGUUCCUGGGCUACGCACAAUGUACAGAUCUAGAUCGGUCAAAUUGUGUUUUUGUCAGCUAAAGAUCUUUCUUUUGUGCUAGAUUUCAAAUGCAAUGAGAGGUGUAAAUAUCAAAUGCACCCUAGUGUAUGCUAUAAAAUUCUAAACUUUAAAUCACCAUAUGGGGUUUAAAAUGUGUUAUGUAUGAUUGAUAUAAACUUUUAGUAUUCCUGUGCCUUAGGCCAAUGGAAAUGUUUUUAAAUAAAACGGCCUAUCUUAACAGUCAA
Molecule: messenger RNA, 2788 nt
Organism: Seriola dumerili (greater amberjack)
Lineage: Eukaryota; Metazoa; Chordata; Actinopteri; Carangiformes; Carangidae
Gene: adipor1a
Product: adiponectin receptor 1
Exons: 8
Coding region: 151-1281 (376 amino acids)
Biological process (GO): adiponectin-activated signaling pathway
Cellular component (GO): plasma membrane
Molecular function (GO): signaling receptor activity
Source: RefSeq, a predicted model, not a curated record